Messenger RNA from Notothenia coriiceps (black rockcod), 253 nucleotides. Its product is annotated as neutral alpha-glucosidase AB-like. The record is from RefSeq and is a predicted model, not a curated record. Bases 10 to 237 code for a protein of 75 amino acids. The transcript has 2 exons. Lineage: Eukaryota; Metazoa; Chordata; Actinopteri; Perciformes; Nototheniidae.
AGGCGCCAGAUGGAGGGCCCCAACCUGCAGCAUCGAGCUCUGUUGGACACCUUGGUGCUGACGGAGAGGGGGGCUCGCUUCGAACUGUUGGAACCGGACACACAGACCAAACUGCUUCUUUCUGUGUCACCGUGCAAAAAUGACACUGUGAGGAUACUAAUCGAUGAGAUGGAGCCCAUUAAAGCUCGCUACAGAGUUCCAGAUGUGAUUACAGGGGAGCUGCAGUGUGAACAGUAAGAUCUGAGUCACGCCU